Molecule: messenger RNA, 591 nt
Organism: Suillus subalutaceus
Lineage: Eukaryota; Fungi; Basidiomycota; Agaricomycetes; Boletales; Suillaceae
Product: small GTPase superfamily
Exons: 5
Coding region: 1-591 (196 amino acids)
Biological process (GO): signal transduction
Cellular component (GO): plasma membrane
Molecular function (GO): GTPase activity; GTP binding; GDP binding
Source: RefSeq, a predicted model, not a curated record
AUGGAUAAUUGGAGAAUUGUCAUGUUGGGCCAUGGCGGUGUUGGCAAAACUGCUUUGGCUAUUCAAUUUUCUCGUAGCUGUUUUGUUGGUGAUUAUGAUCCAACAAUAGAAGACUCUUAUAGAAAGCAGUUAAUUGUGGAUAACAAGAGGAGUUGCAUUGAAAUUAUUGACACUGCUGGGCAGGAAGAGUAUGCCAAUUUGCGUGACCAAUGGGUUCGGGAGGGCCAGGGCUUUAUUCUGGUUUAUUCAAUCACAGCACGAUCCAGCUUUGAACGGCUCGAGGCCUUCCAACAAUCUUUGGUCAAAGUCAAGCACCAAAAACCUAUCUUCAUCCUUGUAGCCAAUAAAUGCGAUGUGACGCAUGAACGAGAAGUCUCAUAUAAGGAGGGCCUUGCACUUGCCCAAAGGUUUGGGUGCAAAUUCCUAGAGACAUCAGCUCGGACAGCAUAUAAUGUUGAGCUCCUCUUCACAAACAUAGUACAAGCCCUGCGGCCACCAAAAUGGAUAGAGUCUGGAACUGUAGGAACGCUGGGAGGCAAACCACCAAAGGAUCACAGGGAUUGUAAGAAAUGUAGAUGCGUGGUGAUGUGA